Rana temporaria (common frog) is the source of this 2543-nucleotide messenger RNA. Its product is annotated as S-antigen protein-like. NCBI's taxonomy places the organism in Eukaryota, Metazoa, Chordata, Amphibia, Anura, Ranidae. Gene Ontology annotation, biological process: neuron projection development. Bases 20 to 2269 code for a protein of 749 amino acids. The record is from RefSeq and is a predicted model, not a curated record. Gene Ontology annotation, cellular component: plasma membrane. The transcript is spliced from 2 exons.
UGUCUCUGCCCCUCCCACAAUGGGGAGAUCUGGGGACAGAGACACCUUCUCCUCUGAGGACAGAGACUCCAUCACCACUGGGGACAGAGACCCCAUCACCCCUGGGGACAGAGACCCCAUCACCCCUGGGGACAGAGACUCCAUCACCCCCGGGGACAGAGACUCCAUCACCCCUGGGGACAGAGACACCUUCUCCUCUGAGGACAGAGACUCCAUCACCACUGGGGACAGAGAUUCCAUCACCACUGGGGACAGAGACCCCAUCACCUCUGGGGACAGAGACUCCAUCACCCCUGGGGACAGAGACACCUUCUCCUCUGGGGACAGAGACUCCAUCACCACUGGGGACAGAGAUUCCAUCACCCCUGGGGACAGAGACUCCAUCACCUCUGGGGACAGAGACACCUUCUUCUCUGGGGACAGGGACACCUUCUCCUCUGGGGACAGAGACUCCAUCACCUCUGGGGACAGAGACACCUUCUCCUCUGGGGACAGAGACUCCAUCACCUCUGGGGACAGAGACUCAAUCACCCCUGGGGACAGAGACUCCAUCACCUCUGGGGACAGAGACUCCAUCAACACUAGGGACAGAGACUCCAUCACCACUGGGGACAGAGACUCCAUCACCCCUGGGGACAGAGACUCCAUCACCCCUGGGGACAGAGACUCCAUCACCCCUGGGGACAGAGACACCUUCUUCUCUGGGGACAGGGACACCUCCUCUGGGGACAGAGACUCCAUCACCACUGGGAACAGAGAUUCCAUCACCCCUGGGGACAGAGACUCCAUCACCUCUGGGGACAGAGACUCCAUCACCACUGGGGACAGAGACUCCAUCACCCCUGGGGACAGAGACACCUUCUCCUCUGGGGACAGAGACUCCAUCACCUCUGGGGACAGGGACACCUUCUCCUCUGGGGACAGGGACACCUUCUCCUCUGGGGACAGAGACUCCAUCACCACUGGGAACAGAGAUUCCAUCACCCCUGGGGACAGAGACACCUUCUCCUCUGGGGACAGAGACUCAAUCACCACUGGGCACAGAGACUCCAUCACCACUAGGGACAGAGACUCCAUCACCACUGGGGACAGAGACUCCAUCACCUCUGGGGACAGAGACACCUUCUUCUCUGGGGACAGGGACACCUUCUCCUCUGGGGACAGAGACUCCAUCACCUCUGGGGACAGAGACACCUUCUCCUCUGGGGACAGAGACUCCAUCACCUCUGGGGACAGAGACACCUUCUCCUCUGGGGACAGAGACUCCAUCACCACUGGGGACAGAGACUCCAUCACCCCUGGGGACAGAGACACCUUCUCCUCUGGGGACAGAGACUCCAUCACCUCUGGGGACAGGGACACCUUCUCCUCUGGGGACAGAGACUCCAUCACCUCUGGGGACAGAGACACCUUCUCCUCUGGGGACAGAGACUCCAUCACCUCUGGGGACAGAGACCCCAUCACCUCUGGGGACAGGGACACCUUCUCCUCUGGGGACAGAGACUCAAUCACCCCUGGGGACAGAGACUCAAUCACCCCUGGGGACAGAGACUCCAUCACCCCUGGGGACAGAGACUCCAUCACCCCUGGGGACAGAGACACCUUCUUCUCUGGGGACAGAGACUCAAUCACCCCUGGGGACAGAGACUCCAUCACCUCUGGGGACAGAGACUCCAUCACCACUAGGGACAGAGACUCCAUCACCCCUGGGGACAGAGACUCCAUCACCCCUGGGGACAGAGACACCUUCUUCUCUGGGGACAGGGACACCUUCUCCUCUGGGGACAGAGACUCCAUCACCACUGGGAACAGAGAUUCCAUCACCCCUGGGGACAGAGACACCUUCUCCUCUGGGGACAGAGACUCAAUCACCACUGGGCACAGAGACUCCAUCACCACUAGGGACAGAGACUCCAUCACCACUGGGGACAGAGACUCCAUCACCUCUGGGGACAGAGACACCUUCUUCUCUGGGGACAGGGACACCUUCUCCUCUGGGGACAGAGACUCCAUCACCUCUGGGGACAGAGACACCUUCUCCUCUGGGGACAGAGACUCCAUCACCACUGGGGACAGAGACUCCAUCACCUCUGGGGAUAGAGACUCCAUCACCUCUGGGGACAGAGACACCUUCUCCUCUGGGGACAGAGACUCCAUCACCUCUGGGGAUAGAGACUCCAUCACCUCUGGGGACAGAGACCUCACCUACAGACCAUGCUGGCUGGCAGUGCCAGGAUGGGGGAGGGGCAGUGAACUGGUUUUGUAUUAGUGAGGGGAUCCUGAACUGUUGCUAUUAUUAUGUGAGGAUUAUUAUUAUCAGGUGAAUGUCGCUCUCCAUACAUUGAAUCCGCCGGCCCUUACAUGGGAAAGGUCCCUGCCCCCGCCAUACAAUAUAUAUAAAAUCAUUUUAUAGCAUGUGCUCCCCUGAAGCGCUCCGCGGGCUCACACUCCUCUCAUGAGGACUAAUGAAGGGGUCCUGCGUGUCCCCCAAACAUCGUACUGAUCGUCAUGUGAUCGCUCCAAUAAAUGAUAUAUAUACACGG